Messenger RNA from Arabidopsis thaliana (thale cress), 1140 nucleotides. RefSeq names its product RING/U-box superfamily protein. Gene Ontology annotation, molecular function: ubiquitin protein ligase activity. Bases 1 to 540 code for a protein of 179 amino acids. Lineage: Eukaryota; Viridiplantae; Streptophyta; Magnoliopsida; Brassicales; Brassicaceae. The transcript has 5 exons. The record is from RefSeq and is marked reviewed.
AUGUCACUUCUAAGUGAAGAGAAUGAAUUUUUGUUUGAUUUAAAUGAAAUUCCAGAAAAAACUGUUUAUAGUGAUGAUGGAGAUGAAUUUUUGUUUGAUUUAAAUAAAAUCCCACCAAGAGAAGAAACUGUUAACAGUAGCGAUGAAGAUUUUGCAGUCAAAUCGGCAGAAGGUUAUACAGACCACCUCCAUCGACGUAAUCAAGCCACAAAACGAAAAAAAAAGCUCCGGAAGCGACCAAAGGGUUUGAGGAUGGAUACUGAUCCCUACCAAGAAUUAAGGAUGGAUACUGAUCAUAUGACAUACGAGCAACUUCUACAGCUGUGUAACAAUAUGGGCUAUGAGAACUCUGGUGUAAAAGCAAGCAACAUAGACCGUUGUCUUCGAAACACCAAACCCUCCGAAUUUCAAUCUCUUGCCGAUAAAAUAUGUUGCAUCUGUCAGGAUGGGUUUCAGAAGAGAGCUGGGGUUGGAAAAUUGAACUGUGGGCACAACUUCCAUGUCAACUGCGUGAAACCAUGGAUAUUGACAAAGAAAUAGUGUCCGGUGUGUCAGAAAACAGCAGACGAUGAUGAACAUCAAACUCAAUCAUAUCAAGUAGAGACAAUUGAACUGAGCGAUGAUGAUGAAGAGGACAUGAACAGUCGCGAUCACCAACAGUAUGAUCCAGAGCAACUGUUGUUGUUCUAUGAAAUCCCUAAAGGAAGAACACACGGACCAUUCUCUCUCACGAGUCUGAGGAAGUGGUGGGAUCAGGGGUACUUUGAUGGCUUCCCAAAUUUGAAAGUAUGGAUGAUGGGUGAGAGCAUCGAAACUGCUGUGUUACUCACCACAAUUCUAACAUAAAGGACCAUUUUGCUUUUGUUACUCAUUAAAUUAUUCUAGCUAAGGCAGUUGACCAGAUGAAAUAAAGUAUCUAACGUCUCAUAUCAAAACCAUUUAAUCUGUUGUAUAUAGAACAGGCAGGAUCUACGUUAUAUGAAACAUAAUCUUAUAUAAUGUGAAUAUUAUAUGUGUAUACUCACACGCGUAAUGGAGAGGGUUUAACUGUUGACCCAAAGGGUGCGGCGGAGAAGACGAAAAGGAAGAAGCUCGUGGCCAACAAGAUCCUUUUUUAUAGCACCUUCCCUUCACUCUUUA